GUAGUAUUCGUGACAGGCAACGCCAACAAGCUCAAAGAAGUUCGAGCAAUCCUGGCGCAGGGACAAGCCAUCGAAAUAGAUUCGCGAGACCUCGAUAUUCCAGAAGUCCAGGGAACCACGCAAGAAGUGGCCGUAGCCAAAUGCAAACGCGCCGCUGAGCUCCUAGGGGGCCCCUGCAUCACCGAAGACACUGCGCUGUGUUUCAAAGCCCUGAAUGGCCUCCCAGGGCCUUACAUCAAACACUUCAUGAAAGAACUCGGGCAUGACGGCCUGAACACGCUUCUCGAGGGCUUCCCCACGAAAGAAGCGUGGGCCCUCUGCACGUUCGCGUACAGCGCCGGCCCAGAAACCGAGCCGCUCCUCUUCGAGGGCCGCACGGAAGGCACAAUCGUCCCGGCGCGGGGGCCCGCCGUCUUUGGCUGGGACCCGAUAUUCCAGGCAGAGGACACGGGCAAGACUUAUGCCGAGAUGGCGCCUGAGGACAAGAACCGCAUAUCGCACAGAUAUAGAGCGCUCGACAAGCUUCGGACGUAUUUGCAGGGUAUGGAGAAGUAA
Messenger RNA from Gloeophyllum trabeum ATCC 11539, 555 nucleotides. RefSeq lists its product as uncharacterized. The transcript has 5 exons. The record is from RefSeq and is a predicted model, not a curated record. Gene Ontology annotation, biological process: nucleoside triphosphate catabolic process. Gene Ontology annotation, molecular function: nucleoside triphosphate diphosphatase activity. The annotation marks the transcript as partial. Gene Ontology annotation, cellular component: cytoplasm. NCBI's taxonomy places the organism in Eukaryota, Fungi, Basidiomycota, Agaricomycetes, Gloeophyllales, Gloeophyllaceae.